AUGCCGGAAAACCCGUUGGACUAUCAUGACGAUCAAACUUCUUCAAUUAUUAUUGACCUUGCUACUUUGCUUAAAAGGAACUGGAAUGUGAUCAUUCUCCAUGUGAACAGUUCUGUGAAUGGUGUGGAUCAUGGGCUAGCUGAUAUUGGUCGAACCAUGGAUGUGGAGUGCACUUAUCACUUCCAACCUCCAAAGAGUAUUAUGCAAUGCUAUCAGAAGGAAAUCCCUCCUGCUGUAGCCAUUUACUCUUAUGCGUUACUGGCCUCUUCAGUUAUGGCUAGGCUUUUGAAGAAUGACAGUGUAUACAGAUUUCUAAUGCACCGCUUUUUGGGGGGCUAUAUUCUUUUCUGCAUUUGGUUAAUGUGUAGAGCGUGCCACCGCCGCCCUCCUUGCUGUUGUCCCUCACGCCGCCGGCCAACCACCUCAGACGCUCCUCCUCCGUCGCGUGCAACCUUCCUCGCCGGUAACUUCUUCUUCCUCCUUUUCUCCUUCGGUUUUCCUUCUCCCUUUCGUUCUCUCCUCCUUAAUGCUUGUGUUCAUUUGUUGCGACAGCCACCUGCACCCCGUCGCUGCCGCCAACCAACCAGCACCGGCCGUUGGCCCCUUCCCUUCUCCUUCGCGAAGCAUCAACACUCCUCCUUUUCUUUCUCCUCUGCGUGCGUUUCCUCCUGCUUGCACCACCAGCCACCUUCGGUCACCCUGCUGCGCCACCACCCAUCGCCGCGCUGCCACUGUGGCAUCGCCGUGCUGCUGCACCAACCGCCGUCAGCUCUUCCUCCCUUCACUUUUUGGCGGAGAAUUCUCUUUAGGCGACUUUUGAAAGUGUUAAAGUGGCCUAUUAGUUGUUUAUGCAAGUCUCUAAGGAUCAAUAAGCGUUGCCCAUCUACAGGUUUGAAGAUGAUGCACCAUUGGGAUCGGGAUUAGAGAGCUUGUUGUUCUAUUUGUUUACUUGAGUGAUUUAAUUUGUUAACUUGGAUUUGAAAUUUGUCGUACUAUUCGUAUUUCCUUAUUUCAGUUAAUUGGUUUGGACCUAAUAUGUAAUAGAUUAUUUAUGAACCUAAAAGUUAGUUUUAUGUUUUCCGCUGCAAAAUUCUGAAUAAGCCGUUACGUUUUUACA
Molecule: messenger RNA, 1117 nt
Organism: Spinacia oleracea (spinach)
Lineage: Eukaryota; Viridiplantae; Streptophyta; Magnoliopsida; Caryophyllales; Amaranthaceae
Exons: 6
Coding region: 1-924 (307 amino acids)
Source: RefSeq, a predicted model, not a curated record